Fusarium poae is the source of this 2280-nucleotide messenger RNA. RefSeq lists its product as uncharacterized. The record is from RefSeq and is a predicted model, not a curated record. The transcript has 3 exons. The coding region runs from base 1 to 2280 and encodes 759 amino acids. NCBI's taxonomy places the organism in Eukaryota, Fungi, Ascomycota, Sordariomycetes, Hypocreales, Nectriaceae. Gene Ontology annotation, biological process: carbohydrate metabolic process.
AUGGCAACACUUCCUACAUCCUAUGAUGUCGUCUGGAAAACACCAGGCGUCAAUGGCUCGGCUGAUUCGAUGCCUCUUGGUGGUGGUGAUAUUGGCUUGAAUACAUGGUAUGAGAAUGGUACCAUUCUCUUGUAUGUUGCGAAAAGUGGUACUUUUGAUGAGAACAACUCUCUUCUUAAACUCGGUCGCAUCAGACUAUCCCUAGACCCCAACCCUUUCGACAUCGACUUUGAGCAAAGGCUUGUCCUGAAUGACGGUUACGUCAAGUACACCGGAAAGGACAACGCGACUGCCAAGCUCUGGGUCGACGUAUUCAACCCUGUCGUGCACAUAGAAGUCGAGAGCUCCGAAAAGAUUUCUGCCAGUGUCGCUUAUGAAAACUGGCGAUACGAAAACCGACCCAUCGUCAACGAAGAGCGUAACCAGGGUUCCUGGGGCAUAUAUACCUCCAAGGUUGCCAAUGGGACUACAUACGCUGAUAAGAUCAGCUUCCACGAGAACGGCGUGUUGAUGAGCCACCGUAACGAGAAACUUGAUCUUUGGAACUUUCAACUUAAGCAACAGGGACUUGAGAAGUACGGUGAUGAGAUGUACAACCCCAUGCGUAACAAUGAAUUUGGUAUCUUUGUUCAUUCUGAGCAGCUCAAGCCUGGCGCCAUCUCCGACGGCCACUACGUCAACACAACUUACAAAGCUUGGAAUCUUGAAAGCAAGGCUCCUAGAAAGUCUUUCAAAGUCUCACUAUCCAUGCACCAAGCCCAGACCAAGGACCAUGACGAGUGGUACAAGGGUCUCAAGAAGGUCAUCAAGUCCGCAGUCAAGAACACCCAGGAAGCCACUCUCACCUGGUGGCACGAAUACUGGGCUCGAUCAUACAUUAUCAUAAAUGAAGACAAGGGAGAGAAAGACGCAGGGUUCCAGGUCGGGAAGAACUACCAGAUCUGGCGCUUCCUUAUGGGCUGCAACGCCAAAGGCACAUGGCCGACCAAAUUUAACGGUGGUCUCUGGACUUUUGAUCCUGUUUUUGUCAACCCUUAUCGACCUUAUACACCCGACUACAGACGAUGGGGUGGAGGCACAUUCACUGCCCAGAACCAGCGUCUGCUAUACUGGCCCCUAUUGAGAUCUGGAGACUUUGAUACCAUGACGCAGCAGUUUGACUUUUACAAGCGCAUCACUCCGAAUGCGGUUCUGAGAGGAAAGGUAUACCAGAACAUCGAUGCAGCGUAUUUCUUGGAGCAGAUUGACAACACGGGUUUGUCCAAUGUGUUUGAGUAUAAUGCCCAGUGGUAUGACGAUGAUGCCAACACACCUCGCCCAGACUUUUUUCCUCAUGGCGAGUUGUGGAACGUUUGGUUGAACCACAUGCAGGAUACUGCCAAUGAAUUCGCCGACAUGAUUCUACAGGCCAAUAUUUACUCCGGUUACGACGUCAAGCCUUAUCUCGAAUUUAUUGAGCACCAGCUCGCUUGGUUCGAUAAGUACUAUACUCGCGAAAUGCUCAAACGCAACCCUUGGCCAUUGACUGGCAUUGCUGGCAACGAGUCACUCGUCAUCUACCCUGGUUCAGCCGCUGAGACAUACAAAGAGGCAUAUAAUCCUGUCUCUACCCUGGCUGGUCUGCGCCAAGUCAUCAAAGAUCUCCUCAUCGUGGACGAGUUUGCACUUCAGAACAAGACGUACUACCAAAGAUAUCUUGACAAGAUCCCAGGCAAUACACUCCGUCAACAACAGGGACAUACAUGCAUUGCUCCUGCAGAAGCAUACACGCGUGUUCAAAACAGUGAAGUACCCCAGCUGUACACUGUCUUCCCCUGGCCUGAAUACGGCCUUGGUCUUCCCAACCUCACCUAUGCCAUCAACACAUAUCUCUAUGACACAGAGACAGUCAUUUACCAUGGCAACAAUGGCUGGAAGCAAGAUGUUAUCUGGCUUGCGCGUAUGGGCUUCACUGCAAAUGCAACAGCCAUGACAGAAGAGCGAUACGUGCCCAGCAAAGUAUGCAAGUUUCCUGUUUUCAAGGGGCCCAAUUUUGACUGGACACCUGAUCUGAACCACUAUGGGGCUGCAGCUAUCGGACUACAGGAACAACUUAUCCAGACCUUUGCAGGGGAUGAUAUUAGACUGCUUGCUGCGUGGCCUGAUAGUUGGGAUGUUCGGUUCAAGGUUUGGGCGCCACAUAAUACUACGGUUGAGGGCACUGCCAAGAAGGGUGUCAUGAAAGAAUUUGUGGUUUUGCCAGAGUCUCGCAAGAAGGAUGUCAUCAUUGGACAAGAUUAG